GGACGCUCUAGACCACCGGGAGGCUUCGGUCUCGGUGGUGUCCAGGUCGCUACGCAGCGACCACCAAGCAAGGAAGCUUCCCCGGUCCGGUAGCUCCCUGGCAAGUAGAACAACGAAAGCCACAGGGGCCCCCGCGUUUCCUGAAGAACGGAAGCCUCAAGUGGAGCGUCGAAUCCUGGGAGCCAUGGCCGGGAGAGCACGGACGGGAGGCUGGGUCAAACGCCACCUUGCGGUGGGAAGUACCCAAGGCCCGCCGGUUGCCGGGUCCCCCUUUCCAUCCUUGUGGACCCUUCCUUUAGCUAGAGUUCAAAACUUGCCCAAUUUAGAGGAUUUUGAGGAUGAGAUUUGAAUCGUAGCAUAUAGCGCAGAGGCUUUGAGAGACCUUGAGAUGAGAUGAACCAUUUUGUAUGUUGAACAUACCUGAAUUGCUGAAGACUGGAAAAUGUGCUGAGAUCAGUUGUGUGGUGGCCUGUGAGGGUGCCCAAUCUCUAGUUCCUUGACCCUACGAGUACAAGUGCUGAAAAGGAAUUUGGCAGACAUGACCAAAUAAAAGUCGUACAAGUGUGAAGUUUAUUCUGAUUGUCUGAUGGACCUCAUGUAAGCACAAUGAUUCAUUGUUAAAGGAUCAAAUGAGAGAAGACACUCUAAUGAAGACUGCAAACUGACAACAGAGCCUGGGCCUUGUGCUUUGAAGAUGGAGGAAGACUACCAUUCAGGAAAGGCAAGUGGUUUACAGGAGCUCCAAAAGGCCGGGAAACAUAGUGUCUUCAGAAUACAGACCUGUUAGCACCCUGAUCUCAGUACCCUUGGUCCAUAGACGUGUGAGAAGACAGAAUUGUGUUGUUUGGGGGCUUAACGCACAGAUUGUGGAAACUUGUGCCUCCUUAAUUCACACACUUGCCUGAGUACCCAGGACUCUUCUUCCCCACCCUCUCUUGUUAAAUCCCUUGCUCUCUCCAUUCACAUUCCCCAGGGAUCUCCAGUACAAGAUUUCGAAUAAUACCAAGGAAGGCUGGGUGGCUCCCAAAUCCAUGUCUUCUUCCAGAACCUCCUCCCUGAUGUCUAGACUUCUGUCUUUUCCCAGGACCAUAGCUAUCCAUAUGUACCUUGAACACAGUUUUUCUGAAAUGAAGCUGAGAGCCUCAUGACCAGCCUGGCAGUUCCACCUUCUCAUUCACCCUGAACUCUUCCUCAUGUCCCACACCCAUCCCACCACAUCUGAUUGGCCCAGCCCCCAGAAUCUAUUUUUUGGAUUUCCUUCUUCCCUCCGCCCGCCUGGCUUCUGACCUGACUAUCUGUUGCCCACUCCUUGUUCUUAUUGUUCUGACCUUACAUCAUUGUCAGCUAUACUGCUGCUGCACUGUGAGCCAAAACAGUACCUUGGAACAGCCACUGUCUCAUAGCACAUGACUGUGGGUAGUGAAUUAACUGCAGGUCAGAGCUAAAAUGUAUAGGACACUGGAGAAAACUGACUCACAGAGGAAACCAAGAACAUGAUGUGACUGAAAUCCGGGACCCUUAGAAGUAUUUCUGUCAAGUUUUCUGGACUCCCCUGGGACAGCUGGCUCUGCAUGUGGCUUUCUCCUGCCACCUUGCGAACACUUCUCUAGGGGUAGGACUUGGCAUGGAACUGGGGCUUGGCACAUGGCUCCAGAACCGUUGGUCUUAUCUCAAGGGCUGAGUGCACUCUAGCAAUGGAUUUCUCAGGCCUUCCUAUCUCACCGGCUUGUCUCCAAGGAGGAGCGGACAUGAGAAGAAACACAGGAGAGGGCAGGGACAGCUCUGAGAGAUUCCAUGCAGAAGUCUAGCUGUCGACAGUUGGGAGCCUGUGGGAAGCCGGUGUUGCAGACAGAGCCAUGAAUAGUGCUGAGGAAAAAUAAAAAUCUCUUCUUUAUGGGUGCUGCUCUGCAGUGCUACUCAUGCACUGCACAGGUGAGCAACAAAGACUGUCUGAAUGUGCAGAACUGCAGCCUGGACCAGAACAGCUGCUUUACAUCGCGCAUCCGGGCCAUUGGACUCGUGACAGUUAUCAGUAAGGGCUGCAGCUCAAAGUGUGAGGAUGACGCGGAGAACUACUACUUGGGCAAGAAGAACAUCACAUGCUGCUAUUCUGACCUGUGCAAUGUCAACGGGGCCCACACCCUGAAGCCACCCGCCACCCUGGGGCUGCUGGCUGUGCUCUGCAGCCUGUUGCUGUGGGGUUCCGGUCGUCUAUAGGCUCUAGGAAAGCUCUACCAUAGCCCGACAGUGCAGGGAUUGAGCUGCACCCCCUCCCCCACCCCACUCGCGUGCACAACCACCACCACUCCUAACUCCCACACAGAGCUGGCCCUCUCCACCCCAACCCCCUCCACCAGGGGCCUCUCUCCUCUCUGCUGCUAUUUGUAUGGCUAGCGCUUUGCUCACCCCACCCCAUCAGCACUGUGCCCUACCAGUUCCCAUCAGAGGCUCCUGCUGCAGGACUCCCUCUCCACCCUACUCUCCAGGGCCUGAGCCAGUCUGCACAGCAGCAUUUGGGGAGGGCCAGGUAGAGGCUGAGAAGGAAUGGAGUGAACAGAAAUGAAGCUGAGAGGUGGGUGCGAGGCACCAGGAGUCCUAGGAGACGGUGCCUGGGGGACAUGCUCUACAUUUGCAGAGCCCUAGGAAACAACGGUCCUGUAAUAAAUACCUGUUGGGUAAGUGGA
Messenger RNA from Mastomys coucha (southern multimammate mouse), 2684 nucleotides. It is a transcript of the gene Psca, whose product is annotated as prostate stem cell antigen. NCBI's taxonomy places the organism in Eukaryota, Metazoa, Chordata, Mammalia, Rodentia, Muridae. The transcript has 4 exons. The coding region runs from base 1894 to 2217 and encodes 107 amino acids. The record is from RefSeq and is a predicted model, not a curated record.